Molecule: messenger RNA, 1505 nt
Organism: Hypanus sabinus (Atlantic stingray)
Lineage: Eukaryota; Metazoa; Chordata; Chondrichthyes; Myliobatiformes; Dasyatidae
Gene: serpinf1
Product: serpin peptidase inhibitor, clade F (alpha-2 antiplasmin, pigment epithelium derived factor), member 1
Exons: 8
Coding region: 222-1505 (427 amino acids)
Biological process (GO): negative regulation of endopeptidase activity; negative regulation of angiogenesis
Molecular function (GO): serine-type endopeptidase inhibitor activity
Source: RefSeq, a predicted model, not a curated record
CCCGAGCCUUCUCUGCUGGAACGAGUGUUUCCUCUGCCUGCGUGGACAGGAAACCGAGUUAUUUUUAGCCGGGACCCCUGAGGAGCAAUCACUUUCUCAGCCACGUUGCUGCCUGCAGUCGGGCGGUACUGAGAGGCUGCUCCGUUCGGAGGCGUCACCGUCACGACAGGGAGGUAAAGCCGAGCGCAGGGUGCAGGGUGCGGGGAGUCGGAUCUGAAGACAUGACGAGGCUGCUGGUUGUGCUGGUGUUCCUGGGAGCCAUCCCAAUUGCCUCCGGUCAAGAGGAAUACUUCACAUUGGAGCCUUUCGAGGAGGAGACCAUGCUCCCAGAUCUGGCCAUCGAGGAGGAAGUGGAGGAGGAGAUUCUGGGAACACCAGUGCAGAGACUUGCCUACUCCAUCUCUGAAUUCGGAUACGAUCUUUACCGGCUGGUGGCCAACUUGGAUCCCAGAGCCAACGUCUUCCUGUCUCCCCUGAGUGUAGCCUCGAGCCUGUCUGCACUGUCACUUGGUGACCUCUCCACAAUGAAGGAACUGUUGCAACGAACCCUGAACUAUGGACCACUACGGGACCUGGAUGUGCACCCCGUGUUCAAGGAGCUGCUGGUUGAGACGAGCGCCCAGCCCAAGCAGUUCAGGACGGUCGCACGCAUAUAUGGCAAGGAAAAGCUGAGGAUGCGAGCUAACUUCAUGAAUCAGGUCAGUCAGUUCUACGGCUCGCGACCCAAGGCCCUGACUGGAAAGACAGCCGUGGACAUCCGGAGCAUCAACCAGUGGGUGAGGACGCAGACAGACAGACACAUCACCGAGGCCAUCAGCACCAUUCCACACAACCACAGCCUGUUGCUGCUCAGCGCCGCUUACUUCAACGGGAAGCUGGUGACGAGGUUUAGGUCAGACAACACACAUCUGCAGACGUUCCGGACGGGAUUCUUGCAGGAGGUGGCCAUUUCAAUGAUGACCAGUCCACACUACCCGAUGCGUUACGGCUUCGAUUCGGAGUUGGGCUGCAAGAUUGGCCUCUUCCCGUACCAGGGUGACGUCAGCCUGUUGGUCUUCCUGCCCAGCGGCCCCAUGUACAACAUGACCGGUAUCGAGGACAGCCUGACCCCUGUAUUUGUCCAUGACCUGGUCAGCCAGCUGCAGUCGGUCUGGGCCAGUGUCUCCCUCCCCAAGCUCAACAUUAACACCAAACUUGAGCUGAAGAAUGUUCUGGCAGACAUGAAUCUGAGUCCCCUCUACAGCUCGUCGGUGCUGAAGAAACUCUCCCUGACCCCCGUCUCCGUCUCCAGCAUCACCCACACCGCCUCCAUGUCGCUGGAUGAGAAGGGGGCGCAGGACGCUGACCUCAGGAACCCUACCGGCCCUCAGCUCGACCUGGAGUUCCACGUCAACCAACCCUUCAUCCUGGUCGUGUACGACAACGCUUCCGGCUCUCUGCUCCACAUCGGGAGGGUCAUCGACCCCAGGAAUCUGGGGACAAGCCAGCACGGAGGACCGGCAUAG